Molecule: messenger RNA, 2695 nt
Organism: Helianthus annuus (common sunflower)
Lineage: Eukaryota; Viridiplantae; Streptophyta; Magnoliopsida; Asterales; Asteraceae
Product: pentatricopeptide repeat-containing protein At2g17140
Exons: 2
Coding region: 39-2588 (849 amino acids)
Cellular component (GO): chloroplast
Molecular function (GO): protein binding
Source: RefSeq, a predicted model, not a curated record
UUGAAACAACUGAAACAAGAAAUUCAAAUCCUCAAAACAUGGAACCUGCAAGAGAACUAACCAAAACUCUUCUCAACAACACCAAGAACCCUAAAUUAGCAUGGCAGAUCUUCAAACGAAUCGCCUCAAAUCCCCAAUUCCCUUCAGAUUCUUUCAAUAAAUCACUUCCUGUGGUCACACGUAUCCUAAUUGGCGCCAAAAUGUUCACCGAAAUCAACAAUCUCCAACAACUAAUCCUCCAAUCCCACACUUCAGAUCACACAUUACUCUUGCUCAUGCGAGUUUUAGCACAAUUGGGUCAUGUUAAUCUUGCUGUUUCUCAGUUGCAAGCGUUUAGAUCUCACCACCCUGAUAAACCCAUUUCAAUUUCAUUGUAUAAUUUACUUAUUCGGUUUUCGAUUCGAGAUAAUCACCCGGAUUGUGUUCGGGUGCUGUAUGAAGAUAUGGUUGUGUGUAGGGUGCCCUUUGAAACGUAUACUUUUAACCUCUUGAUUGGUGGGUUGUGUGAUUCUGGGUGUUUGGAAGAUGCACGGAAGGUGUUUGAUAAAAUGCGUGAGAGAGGGUGUGUGCCGAAUGAGUUUAGUUUUGGGAUUCUGGUUCGCGGGUAUUGUCGGGCUGGACGUGCUGGUGAGGGUUUGGAGCUUUUGGAGGUGAUGAGGAGUAUGGGGGUUGGGUCUAAUAUUGUUGUUUACAAUACGUUGGUUUCGGCUUUUUGUAAGGAAGGUAAGACGAAUGAAGCGGAGAAGGUAGUGGAGAUGUUACGAGAGGAUGGUCUUGUUCCGAAUGUGGUCACUUUUAAUUCUAGGAUCUCGGGUUUGUGUGGUUCUGGAAAAGUUUUGGAGGCUUCGAGGAUCUUUAGAGAUAUGCAAGUUGACAACGAAUUAGGCUUGCCUCAGCCGGAUAUGAUAACGUACAAUUUGAUGCUUGAUGGUUUUUGCAAGGAAGGAAUGAUGGAAGAAGCGAAGACGCUGAUUGAAACCAUGAAGGAAACCGGUGUUGGUUUGAAAGUGGAAAGUUAUAACAUUUGGUUGUCGGGUUUGGUGCGAAAUGGAAUGCUUUUGGAAGCGCAAGGAGUUCUUAACGAGAUGGCAGAAAAGGGCGUACAACCGACUAUUGUCUCAUACAAUAUCUUGAUGAACGGUCUGUGCAAGAAUGGUAUGUUGCGUGAUGCGAAAACGGUCAUGAGUUUGAUGAAAAAUGGUGGUGUGACUCCUGAUGUGGUAUCAUAUAGCAUCCUACUUCACGGCUACUGCAAAAAAGGGAUGAUAAGUGAAGCUAAUAAACAUCUAAAUAUCAUGAUCGCCAAUGGCUGUUUUCCGAAUAAUUACACUUGUAAUAGUUUGCUCGAAAGCCUUUGGAAAGAAGGGAAAGUAUUAGAGGCGGAAGAACUGCUGAAAAAGAUGAAAGAAAGGGGUUAUGCGUUGAAUAUGGUGACGUAUAACAUUGUUAUUGACGGGCUAUGUAAACUCGGCCAGGUGGACAAAGCCGUUGAAACCAUGCAUGAUUUGUGGGAUCAAGAGGAUACUGAUGGUAACGAUAAUAAUAGUUGUAAGCCUGACUUGAUAACGUAUUCCACCAUAAUUAACACGUUAUGCAAAGACGGGAAGCUUGACGAAGCGAAAAAGAAGUUCAUUGAAAUGAUAGGGAGAAACGUAUACCCCGAUUCGGUCAUUUACGACAUAUUCGUCUCUAAUUUAUGUAAAAAGGGAAAGGUAUCUUCAGCGUUUCGGGUUCUUAAAGAAAUGGAGAAAAAAGGGUACAACAAGAGCCUGCAAACGUACAACUCGUUAAUCCUCGGGUUAGGAAUGAAGAGUCAGUUCUUCGAAAUGUACGGGUUGAUGAACGAAAUGAGAGAACGAGGUAUCGCUCCCAAUGUUUCUACUUACAAUAACAUGAUAAGAUGUCUAUGUGAAUCGGGGGGUCAAACCGACGAUGCCACUAAGUUAUUAGACGAAAUGUUGGAUAAAGGCGUAUCUCCUAACAUUUCGACUUUCAAGUUGUUAAUAAGACCAUUAUGCCAGAUAGGAGAAUUCAGACCGGCACAGGAGGUGUUUAAUAUAUCAUUAAGUAUAUUCGGUCAUAAAGAAACGCUUUACAGCUUCAUGUUCAACGAGUUAGUUGCGGGAGACGAGCUCUUGGAAGCAAAAGACGUUUUCAUGUCUGCGUUGGAUCGAUGUUUCUUCGGCAUUGCUAAUUUUUCGUAUCAAGAUUUCAUCAACAGACUCUGCAAGGCUGAAAUGUUGGAAUGUGCUACUGAAGUUGUCAAGAAAAUGGUUAAAAAAAGAUACGCGUUUGAACCUGCAUCGUUUAUGCCAGUAAUUGAUGGUUUGCGCAUGACGGGAAAUAAUCGCAAUGCUGAUGAGUUUGCUGAGUUGAUGCUUGAGAUGGGUUCUGAGGUUAAGGUUUCUAAUCAAGUUACUAAGGUGUAUAAGCGUAGAAAAGUUGUGAAUAACGAUGAAAGCAAUUGGCGGAACGUACUCCACAGAGAUGAUGGCAGUGGUGCAACACUGAAAAUUUUGAAUAAGAUACAGAAAGGAUGGGGGUAUGAAAGAAUAUUAUUAAAUAUGCAGUCUCCAAAGUAUGUAUGACUUCCUUGAUGAAUGAAGGUGUACUGAUCAGACUUUUAAAGUAUUAAGUGAGUUAUCAUAAGUAAACCUACCUUCUAAUGGUAUAUAAUUAUUUAUAUAUACACACA